Messenger RNA from Entrophospora candida, 609 nucleotides. The record is from the annotation of a GenBank genome assembly. Lineage: Eukaryota; Fungi; Glomeromycota; Glomeromycetes; Entrophosporales; Entrophosporaceae.
AUGGAUUUUGAAGAUAGAUUCAGAAAUCAGGAGGCAGAAAUCAGACAACUAAAAGCUGAUUUACUUAAAUUUGAAAUAGAAAAGGAUGGAUUAAAAUCAUUAACUAUCGCUUUAAAAGAACGUAUAUUAGAGUUACAAGGGACGGGAAACGUGGAUGAUAUAGAAAUUAAAACUUUAAAAAAUGAAAAUACCAAGUUGCAACUUAAAUGUGUAAAUUAUUAUCAAGAAAGAGAGGAUGCUUUAAGUUUAAAUUAUAUGUUGAGUGAAGAACUUAAACGGUUACAAGAAACAAUGGGAGUUAUUCCUAAUAUUACUUAUGGUGAAACAAGUCAUGGAUCUUGCGUAUGUGAUUCAUGUGGAUGCAGAAUCAAAGGAACGCGCUAUAAAUGUGGGCAUUGCCCAGAUUUUGAUUUGUGUAGUUUAUGCGAAGGCACAUUUCAUAAUCCAAACCACAUUUUUAUAAAGAUCAAACGACCUGUUUCUAUUGAAAUGGAAUCAGAUAUACAAUUACUUCCAGAAUUUAGAUUUAGAACCACAGGAGUUCCAAAGCAUACAUCGGUAAAAUGUGAUUUAUGUGGUAAAAAUCCAAUUUGUGGAAUUAGAUACAAG